AACAACAAGGAUAUCAUGAUGCAUUAUGUUUCAUGCGUGAAACGGAACAUCUUAAAUUUUUCUAUUAUUUUAAAUGUCAAUUGUUAUAGAUAUCGGUAUAAACCUUCAAAUAUUAAAAUUAAACAAAAAAUAACUAAAUAUAUUAUUUCAAAGAACAGUGACUCAUAAUAAGUGGUAUAUACACGAUGAAUGCUCAAAGACGAAGAGGUUCUUACAAAGCUUAUCUGCGUAAUGAUGAUGCAGUACCUUACUCGACAUUGCGCUCUCGCCAGAAACGAGCGCAAGUUCUACGUAUUCCACAGCCUGCGGCUGAGAAUCUGAUUAUUGAUGAGCAAAUGAACGAUGAUGAGCCAAUCAAUAACGAAGAAUGGAAUAAUAUUGAAAUGGAACAACUUCAACCGAUUUUCGACGAAAAUGUACACAGCGAUAAUGAGACUAACAUUCCUAUUGAAUAUGACAAUAAUAGUGAUAACGAACAUAACAUGAGCGACGAUGACAUAUUCGAAGAUGCAGAGGAGCAUUUUGAUAAUGCAGAAUAUGCACAAGAAGAAAAUGAACCUAUUCGAGUUCCGUUAUAUGAUGGUUGCCAAAUUUCUAAGGAAGAAGCCUACUUACUGCUCCUGCAUUUCGCCAUUCGACACCACUUAACAGACGUUGCUCUACAACAUUUAAUCGCCUUGGUAGACAUGCUAUUACCUAAUAUGGUUUUUCGAAGCAGUUUUCUGUUUUUAAAACAAUUUCCUUCGUUAACAUCAAUCAUUAAAAGUUAUUAUUGUCCGUCCUGCCACGUUAUUUUGAAUACGCAAAACGAUGCCCAAAGACGUGAUAAAACGUUAAUAUGUUCACAAUGUAAUGAAAUAUUUAAUGAGUCAUUUUUAAAUUCCAAAAUGCAUUACUUUUUACGAAUGUCCAUAGAAGAUCAAUUGCGUGCUAUUGUAAAUAGCGAUACAUACACUUUAAUGCGUAGAGAAAAUAAUUCUUACUCCGAUAUAACGUCCGGUUCUUUUUAUAAAUCAUUAGUACGAAGUGGUGUAAUUUCCGGUAAUGAUAUAACGCUUCAGUUUAAUACUGACGGUGUUCAAUUAUGUCGUUCGUCAAGUCUGUCUCUAUGGCCAAUUCAAAUUUGCAUCAACGAAUUGCCAUAUACGAUUCGAAAAGAAAAAAUGAUUCUUUGUGGAUUAUGGUACGGUCGCGACAAACCUAACAUGCAUUUAUUUGUAAAACCUAUUAUCGAGGAAUUAAGCGUACUGCAUGAAAAAGGAAUUUCUCGAAAUGUAGUGGGCGAACCUGAGGUGCACAUAAAAGUACAUACCAUAGUAAGUCCUGUCGAUUCAGUAGCAAGGUCGAUACUCCAAGAAAUUGUACAAUUCAACGGUCACUAUGGUUGUUCUUUUUGCUUGCACGAAGGUGUGCAAGUACCCGUAGGAAGAGGAACUACCAGAGUAUAUCCGGGAGAUAUAUGUAUGCCUCGCACACUUCCACAGCAUGAACGAGAUUGUGAAGAAGCACUUAAAAAUAACAUUUCAAUACGAGGUGUUAAAGGACCAUCAGUUUUCAUGCUGCUCCCAGUUUUUCAUGUUAUAAAGUCAUUUACACCAGAUUAUUUACAUAGUGUCUUAUUAGGAGUAGUAAAAACUUUUACAGAAACAAUUUUUGAUCCUGCAAAUCAUGAAAAGCCUUGGUAUAUUGGAAGACACACUGCAGCUUUUGAUGAUAAAUUAUUGCAAAUAAAACCGCCUUCUGAACUAACGAGAACACCUAGAUCAAUUACUGAAAGGAAAAUUUGGAAGGGUUCAGAAUGGAAAAAUUAUCUGUUGUACUAUUCUAUAAUAUGUUUAAAGAAUAAAAUGCCUGAAAGGUAUGUUAAACAUUGGUUUCUUCUAGUGUUUAGUAUGCACGUGUUUUUAAAAGAGAAAAUUUACGAUGAGGAGUUUGCUGCUGCUGAAGUAGCUAUAAAAACAUUUGUUUUGGAAAUUGGGGAAUUAUAUGGAGUAGAAUAUUACAAAUUUAAUUGUCAUUUAAUGCUUCACAUACCAGAAAGUGUUCGAAGGUUUGGCGCUCUUUGGGCAUCGUCUACAUUUCCGUUUGAGCAUUAUAACGGAGUAUUAAGCAAAAUGUUCAAAAGUUCCAAUGCAAUUCCAGAACAAAUAUGCAAAUCAUAUUUACGAUAUAAGAGUGUAGAACAAUUAUCAACAACAGCGUUUUCACGUAGAAAUUGUUCUCAGGAUGCUAAGAACUUAUUCAAAAGAAUGAGUGAAGUAUUUCGCCCACAACGGUGCAUAACAUAUGGAUCUGAUCUAAGGCUAUUUGGAAAAUCUGUUCAAAUUCAGUUAUCAGUAAUUGAAAAAACAGAAAUAGAAGCUCUAAUACGAGAAGAAAUUCAAAAUUAUGCAGAGAAAUUUGAUCGGUUCAUAUUUUUGCAGAUGUUGUGGCACACGGAAUCUUAUAAAUUACUUAAAAAACGACAUAAUAGUACAGUAGAAUUGCAAGACGGUUCCUUUGUUACGUUGCAAUCUAUAUUGGGUAUUCGUACUACAUUGAGUAAUGAAUUAAAAUACAUUAUCAUUGGCAAGAGGUUGCAACCGUCUAAUGAAGUUAUAUGUAGUACACAACAGUACCGAAUUACGUCAAAAAAUUUGUUUGUAAUAGCCACUGCAACUGAAAAUAUUACUGCGUUUUUACCGAAUGUAAUGCGAUCGAAAUGCGUCAGAAUGCCAUACAGAUGCACAAAUGAUGGUGACCAAACUUAUUGCAUUGUACGUCUUGUAAAUAACGUUGAAACUGAUUAGCAGUGUAUAUAUUUUCUAAAUUUCUGUUCGUUUGCACCAUUAUGUAUUACAUGUAUUUCCUGCACAUUGUAUAACAAAUCAAUAAAAACUGCUUACAAUUUCGUUUUUUACUAUAAAAAA
Molecule: messenger RNA, 2909 nt
Organism: Wasmannia auropunctata (little fire ant)
Lineage: Eukaryota; Metazoa; Arthropoda; Insecta; Hymenoptera; Formicidae
Exons: 3
Coding region: 186-2789 (867 amino acids)
Source: RefSeq, a predicted model, not a curated record